Carcharodon carcharias (great white shark) is the source of this 375-nucleotide messenger RNA. Its product is annotated as histone H2B-like. Gene Ontology annotation, cellular component: nucleosome. The transcript has a single exon. The record is from RefSeq and is a predicted model, not a curated record. The coding region runs from base 1 to 375 and encodes 124 amino acids. Lineage: Eukaryota; Metazoa; Chordata; Chondrichthyes; Lamniformes; Lamnidae. Gene Ontology annotation, molecular function: DNA binding; protein heterodimerization activity; structural constituent of chromatin.
AUGGUUGACGAGAAGAAACCAGCUCCCAAGAAGGGAGGCAAGAAAUCCUUAAAGAAACCGGUAGCAAAGGGCGGCAAGAAGCGGCAAAAGUCGAGGAAGGAGAGUUACGCCAUCUACAUCUACAAAGUGAUGAAGCAGGUUCACCCCGACACCGGCAUCUCCUCCAAGGCCAUGAGCAUCAUGCACUCGUUCGUGAGCGAUAUUUUUGAGCGCAUCGCGGGUGAGGCUUCACGCCUGGCCCAUUACAACAAGCGCAGCACCAUCAGCUCCCGGGAGAUCCAGACCGCCGUGCGCCUGCUGCUGGCCGGGGAACUGGCCAAGCACGCCGUGUCGGAAGGGACAAAGGCGGUGACCAAGUACACCAGCUCCAAGUAA